Messenger RNA from Mytilus trossulus (common blue mussel), 3127 nucleotides. RefSeq names its product peroxisomal membrane protein 4-like. The transcript is spliced from 4 exons. Gene Ontology annotation, cellular component: peroxisomal membrane. The coding region runs from base 78 to 677 and encodes 199 amino acids. Lineage: Eukaryota; Metazoa; Mollusca; Bivalvia; Mytilida; Mytilidae. The record is from RefSeq and is a predicted model, not a curated record.
GUAAAAAAGCUACAAAUGUAAACAAAAACCUUCUGAUCUAAGAUUUUGUGACCGGGUCAUUUUGAUAACGAAAAAAAAUGUCAGUUGCAGCUAUUAACAGAUUAUUGCUAUCAGGGCAGUAUGCUACUGUACUGUCGGUAGUUAAAGGUUUCAGAAAUGGGGCGGUCUAUGGGGCUAAAGUUCGGUUUCCACAUUCACUGGUAAUGGCAUUCUUGUUUAAAAGAGAAAGUCCAAAAGAUAUGGCAAGAGGAAUUUUAGAAGCAACAUUUACACAUUCUAAGAACUUGGCCAUGUUUGUGUUCCUGUAUAAAUCAUUGACUAGUCUGAUGUCCUGGUUACAGUCAGAAAAGGUUGAGUUUCACUCCUUUAUGGCGGCAUUUGUUGGAGGAUAUUUGGUGUUUGGUAGAUACAACAAAGUUAAUGAACAAAUUAAUUUGUACCUACUAUCAAGAAUUCUAUAUGGAUUAGCCAAGUUAGGAGUUCAAAAAGGAUAUAUUCCGAAACCCAAGCAUGACACUUUUCCAUUUUUUGCUGCAUUAGUUUGGGGAGUAGUUCUGUGGAUGUUUGAGUAUCACAAGGACACAUUACAGCCAUCACUGAAAUCAUCCAUGACAUAUUUAUACCAUGACAGUAACCAAUGGAAUAGCUUCAAAAAUUUCCUUAUAUACAACAAAUGAAUAGAUAAUUUGUAAUUCGUUUUUACUGUAAUUUGAACAAUCAAUUCAAGUCUUUCAUCAUGUAUAGAUCCUUUCAAUUUUUUCAUCAUUUUUGUAGAAAACAUUGAAACAUAUUAGCUGUGUCAGAUAGAAAUUAACCUUAUGCAAAUAAAUACCAAUACAUCUUUUAACCCUCCUGGGAUGAAAAUAUAAAAUAGACAUAACCUCAAUCUGUUACUUCCUAUUUGAUUGAAUGUUUAAAAAUCAAUCACAGCCAUAUACUUGUACAUGUAUAUGUGCAUUUGCACAGCUCAUUUAUAAACAUGUACAUGUAUAUGUGCAUUUGCACAGCUCAUUUAUAAACAUGUACAUGUAUAUGUACAUUUGCACAGCUCAUUUAUAAACAUGUACAUGUUUAUGUGCACUUGCACAGCUCAUAUAUAAACCUCCUACUAGUACUGUAGACAUGGUAGAGACAUAACAUUUGCAACUUUUAAAGUUUGUGAUUAUUUUCUUAAAUAAUUUUGAGUGGAUAAAAUGGAUAAGAUGACUUUCUUUUAAUCUGCCAUUCCAUUUUGUUCAAGAACAACAAAAAACUGAAAUAUUAUGCAGUUGAUUACUGCCUAAUUUCCUAAUAUGUUAAUUAAUCAAUAAUGGCAUUUUUUGAAAUCUGUCACAUAUUAAAUUUAUAAACCAACAAUUAAAAAUAAAAUCUGGUCUAUAUUUCUAAGAUUUUUAGGUUCAUCAAAGGUGUUUUUUUGUAACUCUGAAGGCUGCAUUACUGAUUGUUUACUGUGUACAGUGAAAAUGUUGUGUAAACGAAUUAUUUAGAGAUUGUUGAUAGUGGAAAUGUAUUUGUGAUAAACCUGCUUGAUGUAGUCUACAGUGUCAAACCUAAGAUUAAAACUUUAUGUUUCUCUGUGUAUGGAGCAAGGGUCAAGACUGGUUAUCUCAUAGGUUGAAUAGUGAACCCAGGUAUGAUAACAAUAACAAUAAGACCAAGAGUGUUGGUCUUAUACAACGCAAAGUUUAUAUUCAUGUUCCAUUAAUGUAUUUUCAUCCUCUUGUUCAUAUAUUACUUCCCGUCUGGGGUCCUUAUCUUUGAACGAUCACUGAGUUCAUCAUAAUUUAGUAAGGUCUAUGUGAUUUUAUAUUUGUCCAAAUGAAAACUUGCCCAUUAAUUUAUUUUUGAAAUACAGAAGACAUAUUUAUGUACUGAAACAAUUUUGAAUUUUUUGAAUUAAAAAGAAAUAUGAUGUUGCAACUUGUAUCCUUCUUUUAUUUAUAGAUAUAUAAAUUGAGAAAUGUUUCAAACAAACUCUUGCAGAAGUGCAUAUAAAAAAUUUGUCAUUAUUACGAUUUUUAUUUGACCGCAAAAAUUGAAAAUUUUUUGGUCGUAUAUUGGUAUCAGGUUGGCGGUGUCGUCGUCAUCGUCGUCCGAAGACAUUUGUUUUUUUGCACUUUCACUUUAGUAUAAGUAAAUAGAAAUCUAUGAAAGUUUUAUGACCAUUAAAGGAAGGUUGGGAUUGAUUUUGGGAGUUUUGGUCCCAACAGUUUAGAAAUAAGGGGGCAAAAAGGGGCCCAAAUAAGCAUUUUUCUUGGUUUUGGCACCAUAACUUAAGUAUAAGUAAAUAGAAAUCUAUGAAAUUUAAACACAAGGUUUAUGACCAUAAAAGGAAGGUUGGGAUUGAUUUUGGGAGUUUUAGUAUUAACAACUUAGGAAUUAGGAGCCAAAAAAGGGCCAAAAUAAGCAUUUUUCUUGGUUUUCGCACAAUAACUUUAGUAUAAGUAAAUAGAAAUCUAUAAAAUUUAAACACAAGGUUUAUGACCAUAAAAGGAAGGUUGGGAUUGAUUUUGGGAGUUUUGGUAUUAACAACUUAGGAAUUAGCGGCCAAAAUAAGCAUUAUUCUUGGUUUUCGCACAAUAACUUUAGUAUAAGUAAAAAGAAAUCAAUGAAAUUUAAACACAAGGUUAAUGAACACAAAAGAAAGGUUGGGAUUGAUUUUGGGAGUUGAGGUCCCAACAAAUUAGAAAUAAGGGGCCAAAAAGGUUUAUGACCAUAAAGGAAGGUUGGGAUUGAUUUUGGGAGUUUUGGUAUUAACAGUUUAGGAAUAAGGGGCCCAAAGGGUCCAAAAUAAAACUUUGUUUGAUUUCAUCAAAAAUUGAAUAAUUGGGGUUCUUUGAUAUGCCGAUUCUAACUGUGUAUGUAGAUUCUUAAUUUUUGGUCCGGUUUUCAAAAUUGGUCUACAUUAACGUCCAAAGGGUCCAAAAUUAAAUUUAGUUUGAUUUUAACAAAAAUUGAAUCCUUGGGGUUCUUUGAUAUAUGCUUAAUCUAACCAUGUAUUUAGAUUUUUGAUGUUUGGGCCCGAUUAUCAAAUUGGUCCACAGUGAGGUCUAAAGGGUCCAAAAUUGAACUUUAUUUGAUUCUUCAAAAAUUGAAUUCUUGGGGUUCUUUGAUAUGCUGAAACUAA